This is a messenger RNA of Prosopis cineraria, 1298 nucleotides long. RefSeq lists its product as uncharacterized. The transcript is spliced from 4 exons. Gene Ontology annotation, molecular function: protein binding. NCBI's taxonomy places the organism in Eukaryota, Viridiplantae, Streptophyta, Magnoliopsida, Fabales, Fabaceae. The record is from RefSeq and is a predicted model, not a curated record. Bases 220 to 1188 code for a protein of 322 amino acids.
GUUUGCUUGGUGAAAAAACCUCUUGACUUAUGAACUUCCCUUCGUUUGAGUCUCCUGCGGCCGUGGGACUCGCUACAGAAUUCAACGUGUCCGCUUCAUGAAGAAUCGACGGCUGAGAUCGAUUGGCGGAGCCACCAUCUCUCCCAGUAUAAAACUAGAUCGCGGCCUUUUCCCUCGGUAUUCAGUGGAAUCAGAUCCCGUAUUUCGUAGAGGACGACGAUGCUGCUCCGUAGCUCAUCGACGCCGGUUCUCAACUCAUGGCAUCCUCACUUCAAGGAUUCGUCCCCCGAACCGGAAAUAGUUCAUCAGAUUCCGAGAAAUCGCUCGAUUACAUUGUCGGCCUCGUCGAGCUCCUUAUCUUGGAUGGACGAUUCCGCGAAUAAAAUGACGCGGGCGCUGUCCGAGACAGAUCUGCGGGACCUGUCUGUGCCCAAGAAGAAACCGUUCACCCAGCUCUUUGGUGGGCUCCCGGUUGAAGACGAGGAGGAGAGCAAGGUGGAGAAAGGGUUUAGGGCAUAUUCCAGAACGGCGUCGUUUGGUCGUGGACUGUUUUCGUUUUCUGAGUUGGACGAGGAGUGUGGGGUUGGUCCCAUGGAUGAUGACACGAUGAGUGUUUUAGUUGGAGGCGAGAUUGGUGGUGGUGAUGGAAGGACUGGUCGUGGACGCGGAGGCGGUGGAUCGGACGACACAGAAGAUGGGCGUUCGGGGUUCUGGGAUUCGAAUCAUGGCAACGAUAGCGUUGACAUGUAUUACCAGACAAUGAUCGAAGCAAAUCCAGGGAAUCCGCUUCUUCUUAGCAACUACGCAAAGUACUUGAAAGAGGUUCGUGCAGACUAUGUUAAAGCAGAAGAGUAUUGUAGCAGAGCAAUUUUGGCAAACCCAGGUGAUGCAAACGUACUAUCCAUGUAUGCAGAGUUGAUUUGGGAAGGUCAAAAGGAUGCUUCAAGAGCUGAAACUUAUUAUGAUCAAGCAGUCAAAGCUGCUCCAGAUGACUGUUAUGUUCUAGCAUCCUACGCUCAUUUCCUUUGGGAUGCAGAAGAAGAGGAUGAAGUAGUGGUAGAAGGUGGUUCUGAAAAAACUCCUGUUUUCUCCAUAGAGCUCCCUUGGCUGCUGCUUCUUAAGUUGCAUGUCUUUGUAGUUAAUACCAUACGACUACCUCACUUUGUCUAUAUUACCUUAACCCUGUAAUUUUUGGCCGACCAAAUAAGAUGUAACGGUUUUUCGUUCAGUUCAGUAUAUGGUUGCACGAAAGGUCGAUUUUCGAUUAAUAAUGAAAAAAGUGGCAGGCCUUCUCUUUA